Molecule: messenger RNA, 1593 nt
Organism: Gavia stellata (red-throated loon)
Lineage: Eukaryota; Metazoa; Chordata; Aves; Gaviiformes; Gaviidae
Product: collagenase 3
Exons: 10
Biological process (GO): proteolysis; extracellular matrix organization; collagen catabolic process
Cellular component (GO): extracellular matrix
Molecular function (GO): zinc ion binding; metalloendopeptidase activity
Source: RefSeq, a predicted model, not a curated record
AUGCCUAAACCACAGUGUUGGGGAGGGGAGAAAAAGUAGCCACCUAAGCAUGUUUACUUUCAGCGACAAGGAAGUUCUCACUUGUCCCUAAGUGGUGACUCACUGGGUUGGGACUAUAAAAGUAAAGGUAAUUGCUCUCUAAAACAUCAGGGCUUCAGACUUCACAAAUCCAACAUGAUGCAAUCAAGACUUUCAGCUGGCUUCUUUUUCUUGUUGGGUUUGUCAUUUUGCCUGACAAUCCCCAUUCCCCUUGAAGAUAGCCAUGAAUUCACAGAGAAAGACCUUCAGUUUGCAGAGCGCUAUCUCAGGACUCACUAUGAUCUCCGUCCAAAUCCUGCUGGCAUAAUGAGGAAGAGUGCCAACACAGUGGCAUCUAAACUUCGAGAGAUGCAAGCGUUUUUUGGCUUGGAGGUGACAGGCAAAUUAGAUGAAGAAACAUAUGAGCUGAUGCAGAAACCAAGAUGUGGUGUCCCAGAUGUGGGGGAAUAUAACUUUUUCCCUAGAAAACUCAAAUGGUCAAAAACUAAUUUGACAUACAGAAUUAUGAAUUACACUUCAGAUCUGAGACGUGCUGAAGUAGACAGAGCUUUCAAAAAAGCAUUCAAAGUUUGGUCUGAUGUGACACCGCUUAACUUCACCAGAAUACGAAGUGGUAUAGCUGAUAUCAUGAUCUCCUUUGGCACUAAAGAACAUGGUGACUUUUACCCCUUUGAUGGACCCUCUGGAUUACUGGCUCAUGCUUUCCCCCCUGGUCCAGACUACGGAGGAGAUGCCCAUUUUGACGAUGAUGAAGCUUGGUCAGAUGAUUCUAGAGGGUAUAACUUGUUUCUUGUUGCUGCCCAUGAAUUUGGUCAUUCACUGGGACUUGAACACUCUAGAGACCCUGGAGCUCUGAUGUUUCCAAUUUACACAUACACUGGAAAAACUGGUUUUGUGCUUCCUGAUGAUGAUGUGCAAGGGAUCCAAGAGCUCUAUGGUGCUGGAGACAAAGAUCCCAACCCAAAACAUCCCAAAACACCAGAGAAAUGUGAUGCAGAUUUAUCACUUGAUGCAAUAACAGAACUUCGUGGAGAAAUGCUGGUAUUCAAGGACAGGUUUUUCUGGCGACUGCACCCUCAGAUGGUUGAGGCAGAACUGGUGUUACUGAAAUCCUUUUGGCCAGAGCUUCCAAAUAAAAUAGAUGCAGCUUAUGAAAACCCAAUCAAAGAUCUUGUGUUCAUGUUUAAGGGAAAGAAAGUCUGGGCUUUGAAUGGCUACGACAUAGUUGAAGACUUUCCUAAAAAGAUAUAUGAAAUGGGGUUCCCAAAAGAAAUUAAAAGAAUAGAUGCAGCUGUCCAUAUUAAAGACACUGGCAAGACUCUCUUUUUUACUGGAAAUAAGUACUGGAGUUAUGAUGAAGAGUUGGAGGUUAUGGAAGCAGGCUACCCCAGGCUGAUAGAGGAAGAAUUCGCAGGAAUUGGUGACAGAGUGGAUGCAGUCUAUCAAAGAAAUGGUUACCUCUACUUUUUCAAUGGACCGCUGCAGUUUGAAUACAGCAUCUGGAGCAAAAGAAUUGUCCGUGUCCUGCAUACUAACUCCAUAUUUUGGUGCUAA